AGUGCAGAAGCAUCAUAAAAAUGAUGAUGAUGAUGAUGUCUGAGGUGGGAAAAGUGCCAUGGACGAGAUCAGUGUUGGUGGCGUGUCUCUUGGUAAUGCUUUUACUCAGUGAGGAUGCGUCAGCUAGACGUGGCAUGCGACGUGGUGGAAAACGCAAGAGUUUCUCCAGGAUGCCCAUAGUCUACACGAAUCCGGAAAGCGACGACUAUUACAACCAUCCCAAUGGGGCGAGGAUCACGAGUGCCAGUCACUUCGAAUCUGAAUACAUGCUGGGUCGCAAGAUCGUGUUCGUUUGCGUGGCCCGGGGCGACCCGCGACCCAGGAUAACCUGGUUCAAGGACGGGAUCGAGGUCUACGCUCACCACUUUUUCCACGUUCACGAGUGGCCCCUGGGCGACAAAGAAAUCAAGAGCAAGAUGGAGAUCGAUCCUGCGACGCAAAAGGACGCCGGAUUGUACGAGUGCCAGGCGGACAAUCGGUACUCCGUGGACCGCAAGGCCUUCCGCACUGACUACGCCAUCAGCAUUGACUGAAUCGAGUUGCCCUUCCUCAAUUCUCCAAAAUUUGCGGCUAGAUGUCGCUGUACUACCAACUUGACGCUCGUAUCUAUCGAAGUUUUUCUUCGCGCGACCUUUGCAACAAUUUGUUUUCCGGACUUUGCAUUGACUUUCACUGUAAUUCAGCUCGAUUAUACUGUAUAUCUUUCAUGGAAAUUCUUCGUAGUGUUAUUUUCUUGGCAACUAUGUAGAAAAAAUUGCAUCUAAACGGUAUGGAGUCCAUAUAUUCACAUUUGUGAAACGCCCUUGUAUAAGAAGGGAGAAAAUAUAACAUCUAUGCAUGGAAAACAAAAUGAAAUCAGAUAAUUUCGUAUACAUACUAUCUCGUUUUUGAGAGCGAUAGCAUGCCAAUAUUUUGGAAACGAAGGAUUGUUUCUAUUACGAAUGAGGCAGAGCUGAUGAUUUUUUUCGCCGAUUGUUUUAUUUUUGUAAAGCAAAUAAUUAGGUGUAUAACUUAUUCUUUGAUCUUCCUAAUUUGAAAAGACAAAUUCAUGAAAUUUCUGCGUGAUUCAGCUCCAAAUGGCUUAUUUCAUUUGUCUUCUCGCGUACAAUGGACACACAUAUAUGUAGCACACAUACGAUUGAUCUUUUCUCGCGAACCACGAACGACAUCAAAAAAUAAUACAGACAUAUUCACGAAAAUUAUCCAAAAUAGUCUGAAUCAUGAAUAUUUUUUUUAAUCGAACAUAUAUAUUUCAGAACAGGCA
Molecule: messenger RNA, 1264 nt
Organism: Notodromas monacha
Lineage: Eukaryota; Metazoa; Arthropoda; Ostracoda; Podocopida; Cyprididae
Source: the annotation of a GenBank genome assembly